AUGGCCGACAGUAAAGACAUUGCAACAAAGCCCACCGGCGAAGGAAGAAGAAGUGGUGUCGAGCACGUCGAGGAGGAGCUUGGGAAGCCCAAUGUCAUCAGCGAGGAUGUCAACCAUCCGGACCCUGAGUUGUACAUCGAAGCCCUCGCAAGGUACCCCAACGAUGAGUCGAUAGAUCAGGUGGCCGAGAAGAAAGUACUCCGCAAGAUUGACACGCGAAUACUGCCCCUGUUAGGCAUAUGCUACUUCUUCUACUAUGUUGACAAGACCACUCUAUCCUAUGCGGCCAUCUUUGGCCUCAAAGACGAUCUCAAUCUCAAGGGCGACCAAUACUCCUGGCUCUCGAGCAGCUUUUACUUUGGUUGGCUGAUCUGGGCAAUUCCCUCGAACCUCAUCAUGCAGCGCUGCCCGCCUGCUUGGUAUUUGUCCUUCAAUAUCUUCAUGUGGGGUGCGUUGCUCAUGGCACAAGCUGCAGCUCGUAACUUCUGGGGUCUUCUAGCCCUCAGAGUUCUGUCUGGUGCUUUUGAGGCAAUCGCCGAUCCUGCUUUCAUGUUGAUCACUUCAAUGUACUACACUCGCGAGGAACAGCCCUCGCGCAUCUCAGCUUGGUAUGCGUGGAAUGGCAUUGGUGUUGCUGGAGGAGGAUUGAUCGGCUACGGCAUUGGACACAUCAAGGGAGCAUUGGAGUCAUGGCGCUACGAGUUUCUUGUCGUCGGUGCUUUCUGCUCAUUCUGGGCCAUCAUCCUCUGUUUCAUGCUGCCGAACUCGCCUCGCACUAUCUGGGGCUUCGACCGAGAGGAGAAAUUAAUCAUGAUCGCUCGUAUGCGUCGCAAUCAGACGGGAAUAGAGCAACGGAAAAUCAACUGGGGCCAGAUCAAGGAGGCAUACUGCGAUUACAAGACCUGGCUCUUCACUCUGCUUGGUUUCGUUGCUAAUGUUCCCAACGGGGGCAUUUCCAACUUCUCCACCUUAGUGAUCAAGGGCCUUGGAUUCGACACUCUCGAGACCGCUUUGCUCGGCAUUCCUCAGGGUGCUCUGGUGGUCGUCUGGAUUGGCCUGGGUGCUCUGGCCAACAGGUAUAUGCCUCGCAACAGUCGCACUUUGGUUUGCGCAAUCUUCAUGAUUCCGACUGUUGCUGGAUCUCUAGGCUUCCUUCUGGCCCCCAAAGACGCCUACGUUGGACGGCUGGUCUGCUUCUAUCUCACCGGCUCGUACCAGGCAUCGUUUGUCAUUUCUCUUUCUCUGAUCACCUCCAACACGGGCGGUCAGUCGAAGAAGAUGAUUGUUUCAGGCAUGAUCUGGUUCGGCGCCUGCAUCGGCAACAUUGUCAGCCCAUUCUUCUACCUCACUAAACAGGCCCCGAGGUACCAGCUCGGCAUCGGCUCUAUCCUUGUGGCGAACUGCAUUGAGCUCGCUCUCUUCUUCGUGUUCCGCUAUGCCUUCAAGUGGGAGAACAAGAGAAAGGAAGAGAAGCGUGCCGCCAUGCGCGCGAACGGCAACUUUGUGGCCGACGAGCUCAACGUCACUGCCUUCACAGAUAUGACGGACAAGGAAAAUCCCAACUUUGAAUACGUCUACUAG
Messenger RNA from Verticillium nonalfalfae, 1581 nucleotides. RefSeq lists its product as uncharacterized. Bases 1 to 1581 code for a protein of 526 amino acids. Gene Ontology annotation, cellular component: membrane. Gene Ontology annotation, molecular function: transmembrane transporter activity. The record is from RefSeq and is a predicted model, not a curated record. The transcript is spliced from 4 exons. NCBI's taxonomy places the organism in Eukaryota, Fungi, Ascomycota, Sordariomycetes, Glomerellales, Plectosphaerellaceae. Gene Ontology annotation, biological process: transmembrane transport.